Cheilinus undulatus (humphead wrasse) is the source of this 6770-nucleotide messenger RNA. It is a transcript of the gene zfyve21, whose product is annotated as zinc finger, FYVE domain containing 21. Bases 58 to 792 code for a protein of 244 amino acids. Gene Ontology annotation, molecular function: metal ion binding. The record is from RefSeq and is a predicted model, not a curated record. The transcript is spliced from 8 exons. Lineage: Eukaryota; Metazoa; Chordata; Actinopteri; Labriformes; Labridae.
AGGAGUUGGCGGAGGGAGUCCGUGCAGUCCGGAGAGCAAAACCGCUGCUAAAGGAAAAUGUCUUCAGUGCCUGAUGGGAAGAAGCUAGUCCGGAGCCCCAGCGGGCUUCGCAUGGUGCCGGAAAACGGCGCAUUCAACAGCCCUUUCUCGCUGGACGAGCCGCAGUGGGUUCCGGAUAAAGAGUGCCCGAGAUGUAUGCAGUGUGACACCAAGUUCGACUUCAUCAGAAGAAAGCAUCACUGUCGGCGGUGCGGCCGGUGUUUCUGUGAUAAAUGCUGCAGUAAGAAGGUGGUGCUUCCCCGCAUGUGCUUCGUUGAUCCGGUACGGCAGUGUGCAGAGUGCAGCCUGGUCUCCCAGAAAGAGAUGGAGUUCUACGACAAACAGCUCAAAGUGCUUCUGGGAGGUGGUACCUUCGUCGUCACUCUGGGAACGUCAGAGAAGUCUGAAACCAUGACGUGUCGUCUCUCUAACAACCACAGGUAUCUGUUCUUCGACGGUGAGAGCCACUUUGAGGUGGAGUUAUCUCGAAUCUCCAGCAUGCAGAUCCUGACAGACGGGACGAGUCCAGGAGAGAACGACAUUCACACUUACACCAGUCUGCUGGACAGUCAGUGUAUCUCUGAAGGAGGGACGUCCCGGGCCAGCGGCAUGCUGCUCCACUACAAACCAAUGGGCUCCCAGGAUGCUCAGCAGCUUCGUGUGGAGGCAGCAGAGGACAAGAAGGUGGCCUCAUUAUGGUUGGCUGCAAUGCACAAGGCAGCUAAACUCCUGUACGAAGCUCGAGACCAGUGACGUGCAGACAGCCUGCAAAAGAAAACCUCCAGGCAGCACACACCCAAGUGUUUUGUCCUCCGUCUUGCGGGGGCUCGGUAUCAUUUUGAUUUUAUUUACGCCAGUUCUGGUUCUGCUUUUCUGUCUGAUCUCUCGGUUCUGGAUAACAUUUUUUUAUCACCGUCAUCUCUGCAAGAAAUGUUUGUACAAAUACACUUUAUUACCUCUUUAACCAGUACUUUGUACAUGUUUACUAUGAUUAUGCUGAUUAUCUAGUUUUACAUAGGUUAAUUCUCUCUGAUUUAACUCCUAAAACAGAGCAGAUAGCAUUAAUAUCUCUGCAUAAAAUGGAGCCAGCUGAGUGGAAAAACGGCAGUAAAAGCUUCUAAUGCUGAGGAGCUUUUAUUUGAUUUCCUUUUACUUUUUCUUUAUACGAGAUUUUUACUUUAUAAAUACCAUUUAUUUUCAUUUUAUUUACAAUAAGAAGUACAGGAUUUUUAAAAUUCUGCUGGCUUUCCUUCCAGAAGUUUGAUGCUUGAUGGUUAAACCGGUUUGAACACAGAUCUUCCAGAUAAGCUUGUCUCAUGCAGAUUAAAGGACAAAUCCACCUGUUAACCCUUUAAAAGCAGAUAGAAAGCAGCUGUGGGGGAUGUGCUUUGCAUUUCAGGACCUAUUUUGUGAGAUAUUUUUUUAAUCCAAUAAGUUAUUUUACUAAAACUUUGUGUGUACUGGACAUGUCUUUGUCAUGUUUCCCAUACUAGGCUUUUUAAUUUGACACAUUUAAGUAUUAUUUUAGUUGUUUUUUUAUGUUUUCUAAAACUUUACAAUCAUAUUUAAUACGUGUUUGCAGUUUGAUGUGUUAAGAAGUGCACCAUUAAUCAAAUUUGGCAUUUAAGAUGCCUUAUAAUACAAUUUUACAUCUAAAAAGUCAUCUGCAUCCUAUAUACGGUUGCAUCCUAUACCAGUAUAGAAGGCUGAAACAUGCACCAGCAAGACCACACGUUCAGCCUCCAUUAUCACCUGAUUCUCUUUGCCUAAGGAGAUUGUUUUGCAUGCUGCAGCUCUCUGUGCAAAAUGUGCUGUUAAAUGUUGCAUUGUUGACCAGCCUGGUAGUGCCACAUUUUAGCAGCUUUUCUCCCUUGCUUGGUGCAUUUCAAGAAAACAGAGUGUAUCCUUGAUUUAAGACAACAGGCGACCAGCAGAGGUGGGCAGCAUGAAGCUCUGCAUAUUGGUCACUUGCUGUGAGUCUGUGCUAACCAAUUACUUACGCUUUGAGCUGAGAGCUCAACUGUCGUACUAGUAACUACUAGGACUGCCAAGUCAUUAUGCUAAAAGAGCUACAUUGCUACACAGAAGCUGUACGUCAUCAUCUCUUGAGGUUUAUGGCCCAUGGUUGACUUUAUAAUCCAUGUAAAGGACAAUUUGCUUUGCAGACAGCAGUAAAACACACAUGCAUCAGACCACUACUUUGGUGCAACUUCUAGUUUCCACUAAUGUUUGAUUAUCAUCCGUUCAUAUGUAAGUUUCCUUUAGUAAUAAAGCUCUAUAAAACAAUGGUAACUGUUCUGUUAAAUCAGUAAAGCCCUAAGUAGAUAGAGCCAGAUGUUGUCAUCAGGGACUGGUGCAGACCAAAACAGAGCAAAAAAGAUAAUAAAGAACAUUAAUUAAUCUAGUAGCAACAAUAUGACUACAAAUGAACAAUGUUGUUGAUCAGCAUCUUCUGCAUUCAUUAAAUUUAACAAGUGAUUUCCAAUAAGUUAAAUUAAAGUGAGCUAACCUGUUUCUUCUGCCACCAACUGGCCCAAAAAAUCUGUUUUUUGAAGAUAGAAUUUUAAAGUCACCUACCAAUAAAUAUAGGCAUUUAUUACACACCAUAAGCAGACCUUUGUAUGUUGUCAAAACUUGUUGAUAACACCAUAGUGUCAAGUGUUAAAGUUGGGUGCUUGAAUUCAAUAUCUAGGACUGUUUUUCAUGUUUUACUUUCAGUUUUUAGGGCUUAAAUGAUCAGAUAAGAAGCACAGAGGGCAUUCAGUCACUCACAGGAGCAUUGGCAGCUAAGCAGGAGUGAAAGGCAUCUUGGGAAUCUAGGAAGCUCUUACCAAAGCAGUAAGAGGAAGCCAGACGAGUACAUUCCCAUGUGUGGAAAACUCCUGAAAUGCAAAGAACAUCACAGAUUUAUCUCCAAUCUAAACAAACAUUUGGGGUUUUUGUCCUUGCAGAGAAUUGCUGCAGAAUCUCCUGGUAAAUGCAAAGAAAUUUCAGCUUUUGUUUCUUUUCUGUAAAUUAUGUUAAAACCUCUGCUCUCUUCUACAAGUACUUACAGAUUCAUUUCUUUAGACCUCGCUGUCUAAAGAAACUUCAGACUAUUCACUGAUCCAAGUGAAGCAUAAACACACAAACACAUACAAAAUGCUUUAAAUGUAAUUUGAUGUAUUGAAGUUUUUGUAUAAGCUAUUUUGUUAACUAUUCCUACUUUAACACAAGGUGUGUACGUACUCACAUAUGAUGAUAAUUUUUGUAAUAUUUGUAAACUGUAAUUCCUUUUCUGGACUGUCUGGUUUUUCCUUUUUAAAUCUGUUAUUUUCAUAAUCCAAAGCCAGGAUGUGAGAUUUUUCAUCCUUCAUCUGCCAGAUUCUCCUCACUUCUGGCUGAGUUUGAGGAUUUAUCACUUCAGGAGGUGUUAGUCGGGCUUCCAAGGACCUACUUUUUAACAGAGACUAAAUUUAGAUGAAAACUUUUUACUUUUGAGGUAAAAAGAUUUGACAUUUGUUAUGUUGAAAAAGCUUCUGAAAGUUGGCCCCAGCAUUUAACCUCGUGUAUUAUAAUUACAUUUGACCCACAGAGCUGUACAGCAGAUUUUCUGCUAAUUCAACCAUGGAGAAGAAGGUUCUUAUGAUUUAUUACUGUUAUUGCAUUUGAAGUUUAUUCCAUCUAUGAAAGCGCUGAGCUUUCUUGCAUCCAUACAUUUACUUCAUUCCAUUUUCCUGUUAUGAUAGGACAGUUUUGGUUGAUUUCUGGAAAUCUUGACUCAGUAACUGCUGAUCAUAAAGUCUGUUUAUGUGUCAUAUUUUAUCCUAAGAUGCCAAAGACCAUUCGGCAAAAGAGCUGCUGAUGAAAAUUUGUCUUCUUAGAGAUUAUUCUUUAAGGCAUUUUCCUUAAUUCUGACAGGGCAGCUGAAGACAGACAGGAAAUGCAGGGAAAUGAAGCACCAGGAUCAGAAAUCAAUCCGUACAAUCCGAUACAAUCAGUGUAUCAAGAGCUCUAGUCUCUCCAUGGGCGCCUCAUCUACCAGCUGAGCUGAACUAGUGCCCAGGAAUAAGUCUUAUGGCUGACUUGGAUACGUUUACAUUCAUCUGAAUAUUGAUUAUUGUACCCAGUCCCGUUUUGAAUACAUAAAACAAUGAAUUUAUCGUGUUAUCUUGAGCCAACAGUGCUUUUGUCCUGUGAUAAUGAGCUGAUUAACUUGUUACCACAAGAAAACAGGCAUUGUUAUUCUGAUAUAACAAGAUAAAAUGUGAUAAAUUGGUAGAUUACACCAGUUAUACUCACCCUUUUGCUCAUCUAAAGUAGGAUGCUUAUGUGUUUGCAGAUGAAAGUGAUUCCUUGUUCUUUUUUCAGUAUAAUGGUAUCACUCAAUUUAUAAAAUUAGUCAAGAUCUCGAGAAAACGACGAAAAUGUUACUUGGUAAUGCAGGAAAACAGUAGAAUUAAAUGUAUGGAUAUUCUGUUGCAAAUAGCUUGUUAUUGAACUUUUCCAGUACUCAGAAACUCAUCUGACCAUAAAGAUUUAGUAAAUCUGUCCGCCGAACACUAACACAGGUUUUUCACCAGUUUAACAAGUUCCAACUUGUUCCAUCUGGCCAAAUUUAUCCAGUCAUUCUGCCCACCUGUAAAAUUCACUCAUAGAGAUGCUACUCUCUAUGUUGAAUAAAUGGAAAAGUUUCUGCUUGACUUGAUAAACCCGGUUUGUUCUGCAGCAUGUGAAAAGUUUUUCUCUCCUCAUGGUCCAGUGAAAAAUAUAAUUAAACCACUCUGUGGGUUUCUCAAAGUUAACUGUUAUUUAUUAUACUUUUCACAACAACAAAAGUGAACAGGUAAAUGUAAUGGUAAUACUUGAAAGGCACAAACUGGGCCUGUGUGAAAGUCAGAUUUCAGCUUUUCACAUGGAAGCUAAAUGGAUCUUUUAGCCAACAUUUAUUCACUCCUAGCCUUUAAGUUUAAUCUAAUGUUUGUGCUUUUAAAGAUUUACUCCCUGCUGGUGUUUAGUGCCCCAAACCCCUAACAGUCUCUCCCUGCUUCUCUUCAAACUGUUUCAGUUGAAAGAAAGAAAUUGAAGGAACUUCUAGACACUGUUAGGUAAAUAGGUGAAUCUACAGCACAUUGUUUUUAUUUCCUGUAGUGUGAAUUUAAACUUAGGCUUUUGAGAAAUGUUGAGAUAGAAAAAUCUUCACAAAGAGUCAUUUAAUACAUUUUUAAGGCUUUUGAACACAUCCGUUUUUGUUGGCUCUUCUAAUUAUCAUGACUGUGGUUGUCACAUGUUUUAAAAUAAUACAGUUUAAUAUAGAUUGGAUUGAAGAGCUGAAACUUUACAAACACAUCUAUUUAAUAAGAUAGAUGCUUGGGAGAGGAAUUAAUUUAUCAAAAAGUACAAGUGGAUUCAUGGUCACUGCCUAAAUUGCAAAAACACAGUGGCAGCAAUUCAGAUUAGUGUGAUUUAGAAAGUGUGCAAUAGUUAGCUUGUAAUUUUUGAAAACAAGAAUUUCACUAAUGUGCACUUAUGGCUUCUAUUUUUGUUUCUGUGGUUUUGAAAAAGGUUGCAAUUGUUGAUUUUGACAUUUCAUAUAAAAGUUUCAUAGUCUGGAGUCAUGGCAAACUCAAUCAUGAUGACAGAUUAAAGUCUUAAAGCUGUAUACACAUGAUGAAGGCCCCUGAAAAACUUUUUUAACAAAAAUGGACGUGGAAAUGCCAAGACUUGUUUUUGGAACGCUUCACAUACAUGAUCUUAAAGCUCCUGUGAGGAACCAAUUUAAGUUUGACUUUGGCGCCCCCUGUGGACAAAACAGUACCUGUUUUGUUUUUGGUCAUUACAGCAAACAAUAUCCUGUACUUUAUUUUAAAAGUCCAAAAUAUUUAAAAUCCUCGCUGGGAAAAAUGUCAACAAAGGCUUUUGUUUAUUAUCUGUCAUCAUUCAUCAGACACCUACCCCGCAGCCGUGAAUUUACAUAUUUUAAAUAUCUACGUAGAAAUAGUUUAUCUUCAUGCUAAUGAAGUCCUCUGCUUUUCUAGAUCAUAGAGAGUCUUCAAUGUUAAUUUCAGUCUGUUUCAUAACGAGCGAAAAUUUCCUCACCGGAGCUUUAAAUCUUUCAAAACAUGUUAUUAAAAUCCCACUUUAAAUUCAGUCCCUUAAACUACAUACACUACGUGCUAUAAUAACCAAGUAUUCUUAGUUUUAAACCACAUUUGCCUUUGUGUGUCUUCCCUGUUUUCUAAACAUAAAGAUAGUACUUAAAGUGAUUAAUGGAGCACAGACAAGAUAGGCUGACUGUUGGAUAUUUUUGCCUUUUCCCUUUUUUGUCUUCACUUAAACCUCCUCUUCCUCCACUUCUGUGACAUAAAGUUUAUUUUUAUAUGCUGCUCACCUAAGAUCCCACAAUGUGUUUGGUUGUUGUUUUUCCAGAAGAGACACAGUGUUUAAAGAUGGUGGAGUUUAGUAUAAAAAAGCGUCAGUGUGGUCGUUUUCAGUGUUGUGUAAGAGGCAUAACUGUAGGUUGUCCUCUUUUCUUUCUGACACCAACAUCUCUGUUCUUCCAUGUGUUUGGUUGUGUUGUUAAGUCAGCACUAUUUGUGACGCCACACUCAGCCAGUGUUUGAACCUGCACUUUAUCCCCACUCUGAUUCAAAGUCCUUUUUAUUCCCCCCGCUUCAUUUAUUACGCUGAACAUGCUGUACUACACCCUUUGUUGGAUUAUUCUGUUGAGAAUAAAAUCAAGUGUUUAUACA